GAAAGUGUACGUGUUGCUGCUUUUAAAACAUGUCAUGCACUUACAAAGAUUACUGUGAAAUACUGUGAUCCUGAUAAUGUAUCUAUUGAUGAUGGUCAAAAAAUAAUGAAUAUUAUAAUGCCAUUUUUGUUGAUGAAAGGCUUGUUAUCUGAUUCAGAAGAUGUGCGCAAAUUUUCUCUAAGAACAAUCCUUAAGAUCUGUAAAUCAGCCAGGACUCUAUUAAAAUCACAUAUUACAAAUAUUGUUGGAACUUUGUUAGAAGGAUUAUCUAGCAUGGAACCACAGCUUGAAAACUCUCGAUUAUCUGCUGCAAAAAUGUCUCCAAUGAUGGAGGGUAUAGAGUCAUGUAUUGAUUAUAUUGAUGAAAGUGUUAUGGAAAAUUUAACACCCAAGCUAUUACAACUUGUUCGUAAAGGUGUUGGUCUGCCAACAAAGGCUGGUUGUGCAAGAUUCUUGGUAUCAUUAUGUCUUAAAAAAGCAUCAAUAUUAAAACCACAUGCAGAUACUAUAAUGAAAGCCUUAAGUGGAGCUAUUCUUGAUACAUCACCUGCAGUCAGAAAAUCAUAUGCUAUUGCUGUUGGAUACAUUGCCCAUUUAUCAUCAAAUAAUACUUUAAUUAGAUUAAUUGAACAUUUAAAGAAAGUUUACUGUGAAAAUAAUGAACAAGAAAUACGUUCUAUUUCAGGUAUAACUGCUCUGGAGGUUUCUAAACAUGCAUCAGACAAGCUAAAGCAGAUAUAUGUAGAAAUAUUACCACUUGCUUAUUAUGGUUUACAUGAUUCUGAUACAGGAAUUAAGAAUGUAUGGAAUGAAGUAUGGGACGAGAAUACUACUGGCUCUACUAGUGCUAUUAAAUUGUAUCUUAAAGAAUUAAUAGAUCUUUUAUCAACAUUGUUGGAAUCACCUUUAUGGCAAACUAAACAUCAAGCUGCGACAACAAUUGCAGAUAUUGCUAAAAUAAUAGAAAAAAGUUUAUUGCCUUAUAUGACACAAGUUAUUCCACUGUUAAUGAAUAGUUUAUCAGGAAGGACAUGGGUCGGAAAAGAGGCACUUGUUGAGGCACUUGUAAUAGCUUCUAUUUCGUGUAAAGAAUAUUUUGAUAAUGAUAAUACACGUGUACAAUUAAAUGACGUUUCAAAAAUUCUUAUACGUGAAAGCAAAAAAACAAAUAAACUAUAUAAACGCAAUUGUAUCGACAAUCUAGGAAGAUUUGCAGAUUCUUAUAUUGAUAUUUUGGAUCUUUAUACAGAUGUUAAAGAAUUUUUAAUUGAAUUGGCAACUAGUGAACAAGAUCCUAAUGAAAUGGACGAAGAUGAUGCCAAUCAACAACCAUUAUUCUUCUUAGUUAAAGCAAGUGCGAUGAAAUGUCUUGGUUUAGUAUGGUCUAAACAAAAGGAAAUUCAAGUAUUGCAUUCAAAAGAACUUGGUCUUGUAUUUGCCACUUCUUUGGAAUCAAGUAAAAAUAUAUGGAAUAUUCGUCUUGGUGUUCUUGCAUCUCUUGAUAAAUAUAUUGAUAAAUUAGAUCUUACAGAGAAUGAUAAAACAUUGGUAUUGGAUGAAGAAACUUUGCUUUCUAUCUUCAAUGGAUUAAAGAACGGAUUACAAGAUGCAAAAUAUGUUGCAAUUCGUACUGCAAGUUUAGAAAGUUUUAAAAAAGUUAUUGAAAAAGUUAAAGAUACACAUUUAUCUUUACCUGCAAUUAGAAACCAGUGUUUAGAUAUUAUUAAUAUUGCAGAAAGUGACCCUGUGCCUGGCAUUUCUGAACUGGCCAAUAAAAUUAGAAGAAUAGGUGUAAUAUGA
Molecule: messenger RNA, 1800 nt
Organism: Racocetra persica
Lineage: Eukaryota; Fungi; Glomeromycota; Glomeromycetes; Diversisporales; Gigasporaceae
Source: the annotation of a GenBank genome assembly